UACAGCCCGUAGAAGGAAGGAGACGUGUCCCAGUCUCAGAUUAGCUUGAGCGGACAGAUGGAGGCAGACAGUACCGGUGGCAACAUGGGAGAAAAAGCAGACUUGAAAAUGGCAGAAAACCCGUUUGAACCUUACAUUGAAUCUCUGCGUCAACAGCUGGAAGACCAGGACCCAGUUUUUCUGAUCGGAGUUAUCGUCGCUCUGGCUGUCGUUGUCAUUACCUGUGUGUUCCUGAAGUACUUCCUCUCCAGCAAAACAGUCAGAAGUGCAGUGUUGCUGGUCGGACUGUGCGACUCUGGGAAAACACUUCUCUUCAGCCGGUUGUUGUCAGGGAAGUUCAAGCGCACACAGACCUCCAUCACUGACAGCAGUGCUCCAUACAAAGUUAAAAAUGACAAGGGCAGCACCUGGACUCUGAUAGACCUGCCAGGACAUGACAGUCUUCGCUCUCAGUACCUGGAGAAGUUCAAAUCUGCAGCAAGAGCCAUUGUGUUCGUAAUAGACAGCGCUAUCUUCCAGAAGGAAGUGAGAGAUGUGGCAGAGUUCCUGUACAUCUUGCUUACGGACACUGUGAUAUCCAGGAAUGCCCCGACUCUCCUGGUGACGUGCAACAAACAAGAUAUCACCAUGGCAAAGUCUGCUAAACUAAUUCAGCAGCAGCUGGAAAAGGAGUUGAACACCUUGCGAGUGACUCGCUCUGCAGCCCUGAGCUCUCAGGAUGGUUCUGUGGGUGGCAGUGUGCAUCUGGGGAAAAAGGGCAAGGAUUUCGAGUUCAGCCAGCUGCCGAUGAAGGUGGAGUUCCUGGAAUGCAGUGCCCGCGGCAGCAAGGGUGAAGAUGGGGAUGCAGACAUGGAGAGCCUGGAAAAGAGCCUAGCUAAACUGUAAAAAAAAAAAAAAAAUUAAAAAUCACAGAAUUUCUAUCCACAGAAUUUGCCUCUAAGACACAGACUUCUUAUCAGCAUCCACUCUCACCUCAGUAAUCAAAGGAGGUCAACUGCAUCUCAGCGGAGGAUCUCUUUGACAGGAGUAAGCAGUCAAACUCAGUCCUGUCUGUGCGUCACUGUUGGUGUCAGUCUUUAAAUGACAUUAAAUGUGGAAGAAGGCUUGAGCUACUCAAUCAAAAGACACCAAAAAGACUGUGAUGUAGCAGUUUGUCAGGUUGCUCUACAGUGCUGAGAAAUGAUCACAUGCUUAUUCAGUGUAAAUCUUACUGUGAACAUCCACCUUAAAGCACCUCCUUCGGCUUGUUUAGAAAAUACAUAGUUUAAAGAAUAUUGGUAAAUCACAACAGUGGCUGUUUAUAAUUGCAGUUUAAAGGAAAGUUAUUGAAGGCUGUCACAGAUUCUCGCCAGUUUCUUGUUUUGAACUCGGCUAGUCUGAUUUAUUAGCUGCCUUGUUAAGUUCAUUAACUUGAACAGUGAUCAUUGUGCCUUUUUUGCUGGUAUUAUAGAAAAGUGUUUUGCUUGUUUGUAAAAGAAUGACGGGUUGUUUGAAAGUGUUUCGUGAAUACAGUGCAUUUGCUAUGAAUGUAUUGAUAUUUUGUGUUUGUAUGUAUCAGACUUGUUUAAAAAAAUAUAAAGUUUUUGAUGCUUGA
This is a messenger RNA of Scatophagus argus, 1594 nucleotides long. It is a transcript of the gene srprb, whose product is annotated as SRP receptor subunit beta. Gene Ontology annotation, biological process: Golgi to plasma membrane protein transport; protein localization to organelle; intracellular protein transport. Gene Ontology annotation, molecular function: GTP binding. The coding region runs from base 58 to 885 and encodes 275 amino acids. Lineage: Eukaryota; Metazoa; Chordata; Actinopteri; Scatophagidae. The record is from RefSeq and is a predicted model, not a curated record. Gene Ontology annotation, cellular component: Golgi apparatus. The transcript is spliced from 7 exons.